CAAAAGGUGUUCAUCACAGACGGUAGUAUGAUAUAGUUAUUAAACCACAUUUAAGCAGCAGAUUCCUGUUGUGUGACGCCUGAACGAUGACGCCAUUCGCAAAACUGCUUCUUCUCGCGGGCCUAGUUGCAGCCGCAGCUGCUGCUAGCAUCAAUGUGACACAGUGUGGCUGGGAUGGAGCGGACUGCGUGCUAACGAGCGGCUUCAUUGCGUCGCUGCCGGAGCGCUUGGGGACGCCAACCACAAACAGCGCAAAGGUGCUGGCGCGAGCUGCGUACCGCGCUACGGUUUGCGCCAACUAUACCGCCUCCCGUAUAGACUGCGUGGCUGCUGCUACCGAGUAUGGCUGCGAGUGGGACGCAGUUGCGCAAAGCUGCGGUAUUAAAGACCUGCUAGAUCCCGAGCUGCUGCGUCGCUCGGCCUUCUGCCCCGGCAGCCGGCUGGACGCGGCUGUCAGCUGCGCCUCCCUCACUGGCGGCGCCGCGGACGGCAGCAGCGGCAGCGGCUGGCAGGACACGUGCGCGUCCGCCUCGUACGGCGGCUACAGCUGCAAGCUGGUCAACGGCUCCAGCGUGCUGACCAGCCAGCCCGUGCAGACGCUGGGAGAUGCGGUCAUGGGGCUGAUCAACGGCGUAGCGGCGCAGGCGGUGCAGGCGAUCAAGGACGCCGCGGGCCAGCUCAACGUCACGGUGUCCAACGCGACCAUCUCACUGCUGGUGAACAACGCCACGGCCGCCGCCAACAACAGCCAGGCUUGCGUUGCGGCCUGGACCACCGACACCUCCUACCUCAAGUCCCUGGCUGACACGGUCAUCAGCGGCCUGGGGUCGGGCAAGGAUGUGCUGUCGUCGCUCAUGACGCCGGAGCUGUUUGGCAGCUGCAACACUAGCUCCAAGUUGAUGUCCACCGUGAACACCUGCCCCAUCAAGCUCAACAAGGCCGACUGCGCCGCUGUGUCGGGCUGCAGCUGGGUGGACCUGGCGCAGGCCUGCACCGUGGCCAUGGACGUCGUGGAGCGCAUGAUGCUGGACCCCAAGGACAUCUGGGUGGCGGCCUACAACAACGCCAGCGCACUGUGCGACUCACUGGCGACCCAGUCCAGCUGCAACGUCACCACGCCCCGCCUGAGCCUCAACCUCACCGUCGACCCCGCCAUUCUCAAGAACCUCAGCAGCCUGUUGCCGUCCUUCGCGAUCGACGCCCUGAACAACAUCACGAACGGUGCAGGCAUCAGCGUGGGCGGGUCCACCACCAUCCUGGGCGGUGCUGGCGGCGGGGCGGCGGGCAUGGCCGCGACGGCGUGGUGGACGGUGGCGCUGGCCGCCGUUGCGGCACUGGUCCUCGGCCACGGGGUUGACCAGCACCCGCGCUGGCCGUAGUGUGCUCGUUGCUUUGGAGGCUCCAGUAGCGACCCUCGUGAUUUCUGCCUGAUGUGGUGACAUGUGGCUGCUUAGGUUGGCAUUGUCAGUCUCAGGCUGUUUGUGAUGUCGAUAGGGGUGCGUCCCGAAGUCCCUGGUGAUCCCUUCUAUCGUGACUUAUUCUGAAGCAGCAACUCCUGUGUGGUCCGUGAUCAAUGCGUGAUCAAUGCGUGCGACUAUCAGCGGCGUGUGAAGAGAGUGUACCGUACAUAUGAAAUGUCCUGACUAGCGUGUGCGAAAAUCAAUCUCAUGCUAAUGUUUCAGCGUGCCUGGAGCGGUGCAGCCGAGCGGCGGGCGCUGCCGUGGGCUUGUGAUGCUGAGGGUGACCAAGUUCCGUAACAGAUUUACACGGCGCUGUACGGAGCGAGUGCGUGCAAAGUGCUGUGACCACAUACUUCUGAUCAUACAUGAGUACACAAUGCACGCUGCCUGUUCGUGAUGGUGCAGUCGUGCUCAGGUGACAGAAACAGCCGUUGGGGUUACGGACGACAAGGAAGGUGGCGCUACCUCUCAAGUCCAAAGUGGCUGCGCCCACUACUCUCCCGUCUGGGGCCCCAAGCGCCAAAACACCUCACCCCAAGGAUCUCAU
Molecule: messenger RNA, 2007 nt
Organism: Chlamydomonas reinhardtii
Lineage: Eukaryota; Viridiplantae; Chlorophyta; Chlorophyceae; Chlamydomonadales; Chlamydomonadaceae
Exons: 9
Coding region: 87-1379 (430 amino acids)
Source: RefSeq, a predicted model, not a curated record